CCCAGCAGCCUCCAGCGCAAGAUGGCGGCGUGAGGCUCUCCGUAGUUUCCUGUGUGAGGGAACACGAGGGACUGUGUGCCGCCGUGUUCCAGGUAACUCGGCGAGCCUUUCGGGCUUGUGCGGAUGUGCCGCCGUCCCAGGUCGGCUCGAGCCUCAGCCUCGGCGUCCCGUGGAGUUCCGCGUUGAGUCCGCGAGAAGGCAGAAGCGGAGCCCCGGCGGGUGCAAUGGCCGCGGUGGUGGCCAAACGGGAAGGGCCGCCGUUCAUCAGCGAGGCAGCCGUGCGAGGCAACGCCGCGGUCCUCGAUUACUGCCGGACCUCAGUGUCAGCGCUGUCGGGGGCCACAGCCGGCAUCCUCGGCCUCACCGGCCUCUACGGCUUCAUCUUCUACCUGCUCGCGUCCGUCCUGCUCUCUCUGCUCCUGAUUCUCAAAGCGGGAAGGCGGUGGAACAAGUAUUUUAAGUCAAGAAGACCUCUCUUUACAGGAGGCCUCAUCGGAGGCCUCUUCACCUACGUCCUCUUCUGGACCUUCCUCUAUGGCAUGGUGCACGUCUACUGAAAUGAAGGCAAGGGUGACUUUAAAAAAAAAAGGAAGAUUGGCAGGACUCUUGCCAGCAAUUAACACCGUGUAGACUUAUUUAGUUUUUAAAUUGUUUGAAUUCGCUGCUUGUUCUGUACUGUUAUAAUUUAUAUCUGAAGACAGCCUGUAAUAUUCUUCAGAUUAAAUGAAGUGUGACACCUUGUCGUCGAGUUCUUUCCUGCCUUGAUGUUUACCCACACUUUGAAGUCGCCAAGAUUUGCUCCCUGGAGAGCAGGCACUAGGCCAUAGCCUGUAAUUUUCUUGGAUUUGCACCUAGUAGAUCCAGAGGGACCUCUAGGGCUUACAGGAGAGAACAUAACGUUAACAUCUUAAAGACUGUUGGCAGUUCGUGUUAUUAAGCGUUCUCUAUGUGUGGGCAUUAUACUGUGUACUUCCUGCACGGGCUAUGUUUUAAUCCUAGCAAUAACUCUGUGGAGAUGUUGCUGUUAAAUUCCUGUUGAUGCAGAACCUGAGGCUCAGAGAGGUUAGAUGUCUCUGCCUGUGGUGGCUCAUCUGGGAAGAGGCAGAGCCAUAAUCCAGUUACAAGUCUGUUUGCUUGUACCGUAUUGGGUGAAAGUAUCGUUCUAGCGUCUCUUCCCACUAACCACUGCUUUCGGGUAUGAAAUGAAAUCAGUUAAGUUCAGUUACCUGGUUGUGUCUAGUUAUCUUUCUUAUCAGAAAAAAAAUGCAAGCUAUUUUUUUCUAAAAUGUGUCCUACGGCAAUUAAAUAGGUUAUUUGGACAUUUAAUCAAAUGAAUCUGUUGCAAGUGUAAUGCCUCUGAGUAUAUGUUCAUUCGUAACCCUUCCUUUUGAAGGAAAAUUUUAGAAUGAAAUACAUGUU
Microtus ochrogaster (prairie vole) is the source of this 1419-nucleotide messenger RNA. RefSeq names its product ER membrane protein complex subunit 6 (gene Emc6). NCBI's taxonomy places the organism in Eukaryota, Metazoa, Chordata, Mammalia, Rodentia, Cricetidae. Gene Ontology annotation, cellular component: endoplasmic reticulum; EMC complex; membrane. Gene Ontology annotation, biological process: protein folding in endoplasmic reticulum; autophagosome assembly. The record is from RefSeq and is a predicted model, not a curated record.